CUAAACCAUAUGCACAAAGUGUUCUGAGAAACAGUGCAGGUUUUCCUGUUCUCUUUUUAGAGACGAUAAAAUAAAGGGACUGUGUAAUUUAGAAUUUGGAGACAAACGGAAGGAUUUAGGAAAUAACCUCGUCGCUUCGUGCUAUUAGUAUUGGUUUUGUUUUUUUAGGUAGCAUAACUUGCCUACUCAGUGGAUAUGCAUCGGUCCCAUCUGUAGCACUCUAUGGUGCCCUUAACUGCGCCUCGAGUUUAUGGACCCCCGCUCAAUAAUGACUAUGAGUUCAUUGUCGGACAGUCUGGUUGCUUCUGAUCCCUCCAAAUCGGCAUUUCUGGAGUUCGGACACGGCUAUCCCGGCCACCAGCAGCACUCCCCCGGCUUGUCCCACAACCACUAUCCAGUGCACGGCUUGCAUCCCGUCGGACCCUCGCAGCACGAUAGCCCCUUUUCUUCCAGUGCGUCAUCUUAUGGCCGCCCGCUAGCCUAUCCUUACCACAGCACCGUAAGCGCACACCACCCAAGUGCUUACCUGCCAUACCAGCACAGUAGCCACAACAACGGUCUGGGACACACGAGAAUAGAGGAAACAGAGCUUGAGAAGCCGACCACGGUGAUCGAGAAUGGAGAAAUUCGACUGAACGGAAAAGGGAAGAAGAUCCGAAAACCUCGGACCAUCUACUCAAGCUUACAACUGCAGGCGCUCAACCAGAGAUUCCAGCAAACCCAAUACCUUGCGCUACCUGAGCGAGCCGAUUUGGCGGCAAAAUUGGGACUAACUCAAACACAGGUUAAGAUAUGGUUCCAGAACAAACGCUCCAAGUACAAGAAGAUCAUGAAGCAUGGCACGGGCGGACCGGAGGGAGAGCAUCUGCACGCUGGGUCAUCCGGGUCUCCGUGUUCCCCGGGGAUGCCGCCACUUUGGGACGUUUCCAUGGCAAAUAAGGGGACGCCUGCGCACUCCGGUGGAUACAUGAACAAUUUCGGACACUGGUAUCCAAGCCAUCACCAGGAAUCUACGCCGAGAACUCAAAUGAUGUGAUAGGAUAUGGGACAAUGGAAUGGAAUUCUGUACGCUCUCCUCUUGUACAUGAACCGCGUAGCCUAUCCCUUUUAAACAUAGCUCCAAGCCCCAGCUAUCACAUUAGAGACUUUUCAGUUUUUGAAAUGGCCGUUUAAAGGUAUUUUGUUUGGAUUUCAUCCGAGGUUUUGCCUUACAAUUUAUUGGACAAAUGACUACAUGGAUUUUGCUUGGAGGCCUAUGUGGAUCUGUAUUUUCUAUGCAGUUCAGUUCCAAAUAAAUCCUCAGUGGUCAACUAUGCACUGCAAUAUUAUCUAUUUUUACGAAAUAAGUUUGAGCAUGAAAAUGCCUAAUCCCGUCCCCAUGAGUUACAAAGCAAUCUAAGUUAAAUUCAAACGUUUACAUUUCACCUGAUAAGUAAUAAUUAUAAACUCAUGCCUAACUGAAAUGAUGUCUUUGCAUCAAAUAUUUAAACCACACAUACACACACAUAUUAUAUAUAUAUCAAAUAUAUGUGUGUGUGUGAUUUAAAUAUUUGAUGCAAAUACAUAUAAUUUCGGUUAGGUAUGAGUUUAUAAUUAUUACUAUUCUUAAUAUUAUUAUUAUUAUUAUUAUUAGUAGUAGUAGUAGACUAUUAUUAUUAUUAUUAUUAAAGUUAAUAUCAAAAUAU
This is a messenger RNA of Oncorhynchus gorbuscha (pink salmon), 1685 nucleotides long. Its product is annotated as homeobox protein Dlx4a-like. The transcript is spliced from 3 exons. Gene Ontology annotation, biological process: embryo development; negative regulation of transcription by RNA polymerase II; cell differentiation. The record is from RefSeq and is a predicted model, not a curated record. The coding region runs from base 251 to 1036 and encodes 261 amino acids. Gene Ontology annotation, molecular function: DNA-binding transcription factor activity, RNA polymerase II-specific; RNA polymerase II cis-regulatory region sequence-specific DNA binding. Lineage: Eukaryota; Metazoa; Chordata; Actinopteri; Salmoniformes; Salmonidae.